Molecule: messenger RNA, 888 nt
Organism: Penicillium oxalicum
Lineage: Eukaryota; Fungi; Ascomycota; Eurotiomycetes; Eurotiales; Aspergillaceae
Product: putative mitochondrial inner membrane protease subunit Imp2
Exons: 2
Coding region: 1-888 (295 amino acids)
Biological process (GO): mitochondrial respiratory chain complex assembly
Cellular component (GO): mitochondrial inner membrane peptidase complex; membrane
Molecular function (GO): serine-type endopeptidase activity
Source: RefSeq, a predicted model, not a curated record
AUGCCACCGCCGAGCCGCAUAUUCCCCAAGGUAUCGAAGCUGCGCGCGAUCAAUCACCCCCCCGCGGCCAAAGUCGAUUUUCGCAAUGGGAAACCUCUACCAAAGCAAUCUGCUGCUCCUCCACAGCUAGCGCCUCAGCCAUAUCCAGUUUAUCCCUCAGGAGCAUCAGGAGCAUACGGUCCGAGCCUCGCGCGCAGGCGGCUUUUUCCACAUCUUCGCGAUGCUUUCGCCAGCUUCCGCCAGCGCUGCAGAAGCCUCCCUCAACCGAUCCAAUUAUCAUUCCGAACCUUUGUACUCAUGUUGCCAGCUAUCCCGAUCGGCCUUUUCAUCCACGAAAAUGUGUUCCGAUUAGUGAAAGUCAACGGUCCGUCAAUGACGCCGUACCUGAACGAGGAUUAUGACCUGAUGCAUACUCGGGCCGAUACGGUGCUUGUAAAGCUAUGGUCCAAGCAUCAAUGGAUACCAUGGAAAGAUGGCCGAAGAAUAGAGAGAGGAAUGGUGGUAAUAUUUAGAUCACCUGCCAAUCCAUUCCGCUUAGCUGUGAAGCGCAUCGUUGGUCUUCCCGGUGACCGUGUCACCCAUCGCGACUUCCCCGAGAACGACUCGUACCUCGUCCCCUGGAAUCAUAUUUGGGUGGAAGGUGAUGCGGCGGAUCCGCACCGCUCGAUGGACAGCAAUACUUACGGUCCGAUAUCCAUUAGUUUGAUUGAGGGUGUGGUUGUUGCGGUGCUGGGCCCACGCAUGCGCUGGCUAGAUUGGAAAAGCUGGGAAUCUGGCGACGUGGAUGAUGCCGGGCCAAAUGGUCGAUUGGGCCCGAAUUAUCGCCAGAGUAUGCGGAAUCGCGUACUAAAGGACGCCGUCAAGUUGGAACGACCCCCUGAGUGGUAA